This is a messenger RNA of Drosophila albomicans, 3421 nucleotides long. It is a transcript of the gene rt, whose product is annotated as protein O-mannosyltransferase 1. Gene Ontology annotation, biological process: protein O-linked glycosylation via mannose. The record is from RefSeq and is a predicted model, not a curated record. Gene Ontology annotation, molecular function: dolichyl-phosphate-mannose-protein mannosyltransferase activity. Gene Ontology annotation, cellular component: endoplasmic reticulum; membrane. The coding region runs from base 563 to 3331 and encodes 922 amino acids. Lineage: Eukaryota; Metazoa; Arthropoda; Insecta; Diptera; Drosophilidae. The transcript has 4 exons.
GCGCGUCGAGAUCUUGAGCGAACUAGUCGCGAAUCGGAAUUCGAAAUCGGCGUCGGAGUCGGAGAGUACGAGCGAAAGCAAAGUCAAAGAAAGAAAACGUAAAAUAUGCGCGUGCCUGUUAGCACACUCUCACACACAUUCAUAUGUGCUACAUACUUGCAUACACAUACAUGACAUUUAUUUUUGGUGCUCUUUACGCGCGCUCUUGUGUGUGUGUGUGUUGAACUUUCUUCAGCUGCUGGGCGCUCGUAAAUGUAAAUGUGUGUUGUUGUUCUUGCCGUCGUUGUAGUUAUUUGACGAAAGUAGCUAAAGCAAAGUGCAAAAGCUUCUGCCACAGCAAAAGGCAGCAGGUUUCUUGGCAGACGUGGCACAUAUAUAUAAUAUAAAUACUACUCGGCAAUAACAAACGUGAAGAGUGGAGAGUAGGCAAGUGUUAAAUGAAUGAAGUAGUUAUGCAAAUAUACACAUAUUUAAUGAAAAGUGAAAGUGCGGUGCAUAAACAAAAACAAUAAUAAUAAGGCACAAUAAAAAUUCUCACGCUGCAACAAUUGCUGUUUACAUCAUGUCCAGCAACGGCAGCGGUAGCGGCGGCACAACAGUGCAGCGACGCAAAACGACGCGCUCCAAGUCUAAGCAACAGCAGCAACAACAACAACAAUCAAAUGUUGCGGAAAACCUUAUCGAAAAUCAAAAUGCCAGCAACGAGCAAAACGAAAGACUUCACUUUCGCAGCCGUUCAGCAACCUCAGCGACGACGUCAGUCACUUGCAAUUCAACUUCACCACUGUGCUGUAACGGCAUGCUGCCCACAACAUCGAACAUGUUCGACUGCUGCCGCGACAUUAACUGCCAUCUGAAUACGCCUCUAGCGCUGCCGUUGCGCGGCAGCGUUGAGCACAGCCGCCGUUCGAGCAGCCGGCAAUCUUUUCUCAGCGAUGUCUCCAAGUCUACGUCUGCGUCGACGCUGGCAGCGACGCCGACACCAACACCAACAGCAUCAUCAGCAGCUCCCACCUCGGUUGCGUCUAAAAAGUCGCGUUCGCGUUCGAGUUCUUCUGGUUCGUGUGACAACGACGACGUGCACAAUGCAAAGAAGCGCGCUGCCAACGCAGACAGUGCCAUGAUCAACACAACAUCAGCAGCAGCAGCCUCAACAGACCAAUUUACCGUUAGCUUGCAUAUUGAUCUCUUUACAUGGGGUCUCUUUCUGUUGGCGUUCUUCACGCGCUUCUAUAAGCUGGCAACGCCACCAAAUGUUGUCUUUGAUGAGCUGCACUAUGGCAAGUAUAUAGCUCACUAUAUGCGCAACAUCUUCUUCUUCGAUCAACAUCCGCCACUGGGCAAACAACUGAUCGCGGGUCUGGUGAGUUUUGCCGGCUACGAUGGCAAUUAUACGUUUCCUCGGAUUGGAGCUGCUUAUGCCUCUAAUGUACCUAUCUUCUGGCUGCGUUUCUUGCCCGCUCUUUGCGGCAGUCUCUUGGCCCCCGUUGUCUACAAACUGCUGCUGGAGGCCAAAAUGCGCCGCUGGACGGCUGCACUGGGCGGUCUCCUCAUCAUUCUGGACAAUUCACUGCUGACACAGUCACGUUUCAUUCUAAUGGAAUCAAUGCUGCUGCUGGCCAGCACCGUGGGCAUUACUUGCCUGCUCCGCUUUCAGCGCUGCUCCCUCGGCAGCCUUACUUGGAUAAGCACGGGAGCAGCGGCUGCCUUCAGUCUUGCCUGUGCCGGCUGCGUCAAGUACGUUGGCUUCCUGGCGCUGGCACUAGCAGGUUAUCUGCUCUGUCGUCAUCUCUGGAAUCUGCUCUACGAUGCGACCUUGUCAACCCGACAGCUGUGGAUGCAUUUCUUGGGCAGGCUGCUGCUCUUCGUGGGCAUUCCGCUGGCCGUCUACCUGAGCAUCUUUUACAUUCACCUGCGGACGCUGCACAAGGCGGGACCGCACGACAGCAUCAUGACGAGUGCGUUUCAGGCCUCACUCGAUGGCGGUCUCGCCUCGAUCACACAGGGACAACCACUGGCAGUUGUCCAUGGAUCACAGAUCACGCUCCGACACACGCACGGACGCACUUGUUGGCUGCACUCGCAUGCAGCGGUUUAUCCAGUGCGGUAUAAGGAUCAGCGUGGCUCGUCGCAUCAACAGCAGGUCACCUGUUACUCCUUUAAGGAUGUGAACAACUGGUGGAUUGUUAAGAAGCCCGAUCGCGAUGAUCUGGUUGUGGGCGAAAAACCGGUGGCGAUACGACAUGGCGAUAUCAUUCAACUGGUGCACGGCAUCACGAGUCGCGGCCUCAACUCUCACGAUGUCGCUGCACCGAUGACACCGCAAUGCCAGGAAGUUAGCUGUUACAUUGACUACGAGAUCAAGAUGGAAGGCGAGUUGCUGUGGCGUGUGGAGAUUCUCAACCGACAGACGGAAGGCAAUCGCUGGCAUGCCAUCAAGUCCGAGAUACGACUGAUUCACGUCUCGACAGGCGCAGCGUUGCGCUUCAGCGGACGUCAGUUGCCCAACUGGGGUUUCAAUCAGCACGAAGUGGUUGCGGAUCGUGAGCAGAAUCAUCAGGAUGCGAUUUGGAAUGUAGAAGAACAUCGUUACACCAAGACUCAGGAUCAACGCGAGCGUGAGCGACAGUUGCUCUCGGCGGAAAUGAUUCCCACGAAACGCACAAAGCUAACCUUCUGGGCCAAGCUGCUGGAGCUGCAGACGAAAAUGUUCUGGCAUGCCAAGCAGGUGCAGAGUCACAUGUACAGCUCGCAGCCGUUCGAAUGGCCGCUGCUCGACAAGGGCAUUGCCUAUUGGCUCGAUGCCAAAUCCAAUGCCCAGAUCUAUUUGCUGGGCAAUGUGCUCAUCUGGUAUACGGCCAGCAUUGGACUGCUCAUCUAUUCGGCGCUGCUUGUCUUCUAUGCGAUAAGACGACGUCGCCUGUGCUUCGAUUUGACGGGCAGCGAGUGGCAACGUUUCCUCAUUGCCGGCGACACCUUCUAUGUUGGCUAUCUGGUGCACUAUUUGCCCUACUUCUUUGUGGAUCGCACGCUCUUCCUGCACAACUAUCUGCCCGCGUUUGUGUUCAAAAUACUUCUGCUGUGCUAUGUUGUCGAGCAUCUGGAUUAUUUGCUGCGACGCUACUGCAGCGGACGUGGCGCUGGACUGCAGCAUGUGGUGCGCAUCUAUCGCCUUUUGUUGAUUCUUUGGCUGCUGGCCGUCUGCUUCGUCUUUGUCAAGUUCUUGCCCUUGAGCUAUGGCUCCAAAAAGAUGACCGCUAAGGAAGUCACGAGUCUACGGUGGAAGGACACCUGGGACUUUAUUCUGCAGAAAAAUUCUGUCCUGCACUGAGCCCCUAAACCUAUUUAUAGUCUCCUUAAUGUACCAUAUAUGUUCGCAUACUCAAGCAGCUUGGCUGGAGCCAGGCCAUGGCUAAGUUGU